AUGGGGAUCCCAUCCUCGUCUACUAUGCUGGGCACGGCAGUACUCUCCCGAGACCGACUGGAGAAGGCUACGGUUGUCGGCGUCAUCCCGGACUACACUAUCGGUGCACUUCUGGGUCGCCUUGCUAACGCGAAGGGAGAUAACAUCGUGGGUGGUCAAGUCUCUCCCUUUCUGGAUGCUCGCUUACGCAUGACAAGGAAGACCGUGAUUCUAGAUUGCUGCCAUUCUGGUUCUGGUACGCGCAACCAAGAUGCCGUUCAGCGUAGCAUAUCCUUCGAAUCCAAGGACGGCAAGAAGGACGUCACGAUCAGCGCAUCGUAUCAACGAGAUAUAUGGGCGCCUUCUCUGCGAGGCAUCGCCAGCAUGCCUGAGUUCUCGAACACUGGUCUACGCUCUCAUAUCGUUCUGGCGGCCUGCGGUCCUGAGGAGAGCGCCUUCGAGGAUCGGCGUACCCAUGAGAGUCGCCUUACAGCGGCUCUCCUGCGCGUCCUUCGAGAAGUCGGUCCGGAUACAUUGACUUAUGCCGAACUCAUCAGGCGCAUCGAUUGUAUUCCGUCUCAGACGCCUCGAUGCGAGGGUCAUGGAAUGGAAACCCGGAUACUGUUCAACUCAAGCCUGAGGCAGCGAGGUCGUCCACGCUAUCAAGUAACCGGAUCUGAAUCGUCGUUCACCAUCCUUGCUGGAGAGAUACACGGGGUAACAGAGGGAGACAUAUUCGAUGUGUACAGCAACGAGGGAUCUUCCUCCGCUGAAGACAAGCCCCUUGGUAGCCUGGUCAUCGAGGCUAGAAGCGCCGUGUCUAGCUCGGCAAAGCUUAUCGACGGUUCUGAGGCAUGUAUCCCUCGUACAGGCUGCGUCGCGACAUUGUCCCGCGUGCACAGUCAUGGCGCGUUUCGCGUGUAUGUCGACAUAGACAAAGCCACUGAUGGAGAGCUCAGAAGCCGAGUACUUCGAGUGUUGGUUCAAGCGGCUCUUGUCGGCCAGUCGGCCAGUCCUUCCAGGGCGGCCAUCACCGUAGCAUCGAAGGAAACAGCUCAUAUGUCCGUCACUUCGACCGCUCACGACGCUGUUUCUUUCGGCUUCAUCGACGAGCACGUACGCGCUCUCGGGAUAGAGCGCCUCGGCGGGCCCGUCUUGACCGACGACCUCUCCCUUCGUUACGCUCUGCGCUCGGCCGCCCACUUCUUUCGCUACUUGGGCUCUUCCCCGUUGUCCGCGAACCUCCGUCAAGCUGUCUCGGUGACAAUCUGGGAGCUUCAGGCGCAGCUCGGACGCAGUGCCGCGGGCGCUAUCAUGCAGAUGUGGAGUCCUACUGGCAAGCCUAUCGACGCGAGAAGAUGCGGCGUAGUCCGGCCAUCGUUAUGCCGGAUGGUCAAAUACACGCCACUGAACACCAUGUAUGGUGUAGAAGUUCUCAAUAAAACGAACAGGGACUUGUUUGUGUGGAUGUUCUACUUCGACUGUAGCAUGUUGGAGAUCAUCAACUUUUACUCCCCUCCUCUCACUGCAGGCGCCGGAGAUGCUGACCCGCCGCUGCCCGCCGGUAUGACGAGCUCUCUGCCGUUGAACUUCGGCGACUCGGGCGGAGUGCCGCUCGCGUUCGCUCUGCCACCGGGACAGAGCAGGGACGCGGGUUUCUUGCGUAUCUUCGUCUCGACGCG
Messenger RNA from Peniophora sp. CBMAI 1063, 1661 nucleotides. NCBI's taxonomy places the organism in Eukaryota, Fungi, Basidiomycota, Agaricomycetes, Russulales, Peniophoraceae. The record is from the annotation of a GenBank genome assembly.